AGGGAACAGUGUAGCCAUGGCCGUUCCGCUGCUGUCGCUGCCCCGGGGCCCAGCGCCCCAGGAGGCAUGUGAACGUGGGGGUCCAUGGGCACAUCGACAGCGGCAAGACGGGGCGCUGGGCCCUGCCCUCACACACCGGUUCCACCGCGCCGCCUUCGACCGGGCCCCGCAGAGCCGAGCUCGGGGCAUCACCCUGGACCUGGGCUUCUCCUGCCUCCGCACCCCGCUGCCACCGCACCUGGGCCCCGGCCCCGGCGAGCUCCAGCUCACCCUGGUGGACUGUCCGGGACACGCCUCCCUCAUCCGGACCAUCAUUGGCGGUGCCCAGAUUAUUGAUUUGAUGAUGCUCGUCAUAGAUGUGACAAAAGGGAUGCAGACUCAGUCAGCAGAGUGCUUGGUGAUUGGACAGAUCGCCUGCCAGAAGAUGGUAGUAGUUCUGAACAAAAUAGACCUUCUUCCAGAGGGGAAGAGACAAGCUGCCAUUGAGAAGAUGACGAAGAAAAUGCAGAAGACUCUGGAAAAUACAAAGUUCCAAGGGUGUCCUAUUGCUGCUGUUGCAGCUAAGCCAGGUGGACCAGAAGCCCCAGAGACUGUGAAUCCACUAGGUGUUUCUGAACUAAUUGAGGUCCUGAAGUCUCAGGCUUACCUGCCAACAAGAGAUCCCAUGGGACCCUUCCUUAUGGCCAUCGACCAUUGUUUCUCCAUCAAGGGUCAAGGCACAGUGAUGACAGGGACUGUUCUUUCUGGCUCCGUUAGCCUAGGUGAUAAUGUGGAGAUUCCUGCCCUGAAGGUGACCAAGAAAGUCAAAUCUAUGCAGAUGUUCCAUACUCCUGUAACGUAUGCCAUGCAGGGUGACAGAGUAGGCGUCUGUGUGACCCAGUUUGAUCCCAAGCUGCUAGAACGAGGUCUGAUCUGUACUCCAGAAUCUCUCCAGACCAUACAUGCUGCUGUCAUCUCCUUGAAGAAAAUCCAGUAUUUCCGUGGUGCUCUUCAGACCAAAGCCAAGUUUCACAUCACAGUUGGUCAUGAAACAGUCAUGGGAAAAGUGAUGUUUUUCAGCCCAGCCCCUGCUUACUUCAGCAAAGAACCCCUGGAGAAUGCUUUUGAUUUUGAAAAGGAAUAUCUUUAUCAAGAGGAAUACUUAUCCAAGGGCUCAAAAUCUUCGGAGGAAAACAAGGAAAAUGACCAAACAGGAGAAGGGCAGCUUCCGAGGCAACAAUGGGCUUUACUGGAGUUUGAAAAGCCUGUCACUUGUCCUAAAUUUUGCCUUGUGAUUGGCUCCAAGCUGGAUACUGAUAUUCAUGCAAACACCUGCAGAUUGGCGUUCCAUGGGAUAUUGCUUCAAGGGAUGGAAGACAAGAACUACGUUGAGACUUUUCUUCCAAAACUGAAAAUGUACAAACUGAAGCAUAAGGAAGGACAAGUGGAAAGGGUGCUGGAUGAUUAUAGUGUGAUUGGUCGUUCAUUGUUUAAGAAGGAGACCAACAUCCAGAUUUUUGUGGGGCUAAAAGUCAAACUAUCUACAGGAGAGGAAGGAGUAAUAGAGGGCGGCUUUGGGCAGAGUGGCAAAUUUAAAAUCCGAAUUCCAAAUGGACUCAAGCCAGAUACAAAGGUGUUUCUCACUGUCCCCUCCAAGAAGAAAUCCAAGGCAGGGAAGGGAGAUACAGCCAAAGAGGAUGAAAGCAGCAAGGUUGACUCAGCCCAGCCUGUUACUGUCAGCCUUCUCUUUAAAAGAUACGUCUUUGACACACAGAAGAAAAUGAUUCAAUCUUGAGAAGGCGGAAGAGGCCUUCUAGCUGAGGUCUGAAGUGUCCUUAAAAGGCUUACACACCAAAAUGAAUUCAGGUGGAACUUAUUUCUUAUCUGAAAACCUUGGACUUUGAAAGGCUUUUUAUCUCAGUAACAUCCUAUAAGGGCUCCUUCUACCUGGACUGAAGCUGGAAAGUCCUCCUAUUCUCAUGACUAUGCUUGGCCUCCAGAAUCUAUUUGUUCUGAUUUUGCUGUUUGAAUCUCCCUGCUGUCCCUCUUGGCAAGAGUCACCUGCCAAUUUGUACAGUUGUUUUACAGUUGAUAGAAAUGUUUUCGUGAAAUAUUUUAAGAUUCUUUUAAUUUAAGCAUUCUGCAGCAAGGUGGGAAAUACAAACCCAGUAGCAUUUGGGAAAUGUUAUGAAAACCAGUAAAUGAAACUAACCAGUCUAUUUCACGCCCCAGGCUGAGUGAGGGGCAAAAAACACCCAAUGUAAAUGGUGAAAAUUAAAAUAGAUGUUUUGGAUUCUUUCAGAUCUAAUAAUGUGAGUUGCUGUCUGAGAGACAGGUAUGGAAGUUUAUAUAAGUGAUUUAUAUCUUGACAGUCUGCAGUGUUAGAACAUCAUCGUAAGCAAAUAAUUUCAGGGUCUGUAUUGUUAUGUUUCCUAGUCUGGCAGUUCAGAACUGCUUUUCUACAAUAUUUCACACAGCUUUUGUGAGUCUUCUGGCUAUUUAUUUGAUUCUUCAGGAAAUUGGGAGGCUAAGCUAUUCUGAAUCUUUGCUAAGAAAAUAUGUGCUGGAACUGCUUUAAUUUUUGUAA
Messenger RNA from Gopherus evgoodei (Goodes thornscrub tortoise), 2566 nucleotides. It is a transcript of the gene EEFSEC, whose product is annotated as eukaryotic elongation factor, selenocysteine-tRNA specific. Gene Ontology annotation, biological process: selenocysteine incorporation. The record is from RefSeq and is a predicted model, not a curated record. The transcript has 7 exons. NCBI's taxonomy places the organism in Eukaryota, Metazoa, Chordata, Testudines, Testudinidae. Gene Ontology annotation, molecular function: translation elongation factor activity; GTP binding; GTPase activity. The coding region runs from base 17 to 1774 and encodes 585 amino acids.